CACUGGCCAAGGUGGAGCAGUUUUUUCUUUGUGCACGUAUUUCUUUUCCCCUAGAUUUCAGUCACUUAACUAAAUCGAAGUCUCGACGACGUGUGCAGCAUUAGCCACAUUACGGACUCAAACAUCAGUCAUCUUCAAGUCUGGGCACGCGUUGAAGUUUUGUCGCCUACUUUAGGCUAGCUUAGCUGGCCAACCGCUUACAAAACUGCAAGGCACGUCGUCAAGCGGAAGUGAGGAAUAUGUUCGCGAGAACUACACCGGCUGCAGAAAGGUUCCAAAUGGAACUUUGCGAAGUAAAAGAGCAGCCCCCAUGUCACCAAGAAUCGACUGUGUGCAAAAUAAUGCACGCAAAGGUUGUUCUUCGCAGACUCGAAGAUCUAUAUGUCAGCCAAGCCCAAUGUCUUGAGCAUCAGGAGUCUUUAUGCGUCAAGGAGGAGUCGCCAUACAUCAAGGAGGAGGAGGAGUCCGUUCCCAUUAAAGAUCUAUAUGUCAGCCAAGCCCAUCGUCUUGGGCACCAGGAGUCUGCAUGCAUCAAGGGGGAGGAGGAGGAAGAGUCGCCAUACAUCAAGGAGGAAGAAUACGUUCACAUUAAAGGUUUCAGAAAAUAUCUUGGUGCUGAGGAGGAGCCAGAAUCUCAAGGCGUUAAAGGGCAUGUUGAGCUCCCCCAAAUAAAAGAGGAGGAGCCAGAGCCCUGUCAACAGAAGGAGAAAGAAGAUCAAAUUCAAAUCAAAAAGGAGGAGGAAGAGCUGCCUUCUGUUAAAGAGGAGGAAGGUAGCACCAGGUCGACUGGUGAGCCCUUGAAGAGUGAAGAUGGUCUGAGUGAGGCCAGCAGAGGUGCACAGCCUGCAAGCAGCAGCAUCUCAACAAAAGGAUUGCAAGCAGACAUUUUCAUCGCUCCGUCAGACAGAAAUGGCGCCACGUCACACUCGCCUGACGAUGAUGGUCAUAACAAAUCUCACGGUGACGAAAAACUUUGCAAAUGCUCUCAGUGUGGGAAAAUCUUUGCGAAUAAGAAAACUUGUUGUAUGCAAAUGAGAAGCCACACUGGUGAAAAACCUUUUGCCUGCUCAGUUUGUGGUCGAAGUUUCACUCUAAAAUAUAGCUUGAAAAUACACACAAGAAUCCACACUGGCGAAAAACCUUUUCCCUGCUCAGUUUGUGGUCAAAGAUUCGCUCAUAAAAAAACCUUACAAACUCACGAAAGAACCCACACCGGUGAAAAACCUUUUUCCUGCUCGGUUUGUGAUCAAAGAUUUGCUCAGAAGCAACACUUAAAACGACACACAAGAACCCACACUGGCGAAAAACCUUUUACCUGCUCAGUUUGUGGUCACGGAUUUGCUAAUAAGCAAAACUUACAAAGUCACGUAACAACCCACACUGGCGAAAAACCUUUUUCCUGCUCAGUUUGUAAUCAAAGGUUUUCUCAUAAGCAAAACUUAAAACGUCACGAAGAAACCCACACUGGCAAAACUUUUUCCUGCUCUGUUUGUGGUCAAAGAUUCAGUCACAAAAUCACCUUAAAACGACACACAAGAACCCACACUGGCGAAAAACCUUUUGCCUGCUCAGUUUGUGCUCAAAGAUUCAGACACAAGAGCAACUUAAAAAUACACGUAAGAACCCACACUGGCGAAAAACCUUUUUCCUGCUCUGUUUGUGGUCAGAGAUUCAGACAUGGGAGCAACUUAAAAAUACACACAAGAACCCACACUGGUGAAAAACCUUUUUCCUGCUCAGUUUGUGAUCAAAGGUUCUCUCAGAAGCAAAACUUUAAAUGUCACGAAAGAACCCACACUGGUGAAAAACCUUUUUCCUGCUCGGUUUGUGGUCAAAGAUUCAGUCUUAAGGUCAAAUUAAAACGACACACAAGAACCCACAUUGGCGAAAAACCUUUUGCCUUUGCGUUCUCGCCCCCCGAUCGCGAACCGCCCCGUCUCGGUGAAGAAAAGAAAAUCGGCCUAUCUCAGUCUGGAAACGCAAACGCGGAAACGAAACGAGAGCAGACGGCUCUUAGCAGUGGAUCACUCAGCUCGUGCGUUGAUGACGAACGCAGCUAGCUGCGAGACCUAAUGUGAAUUGCUGGACACAUUGAUCAUCGACACUUUGUUUAUUUGUGGUCACGGAUUUGCUCAAAAGCAAAACUUACAAAGGCACGAAAGAACCCACUCUGGCGAAAAACCUUUUUCCUGCUCAGUUUGUGGAAAGACAUACAGUCAGAAGAGCAACUUAAAAAUGCACGCAAGAAUCCACACUGUUGAAAAACCUUUUUCGCUCGGAAGGAUCGGAUAA
Messenger RNA from Corythoichthys intestinalis (scribbled pipefish), 2292 nucleotides. Its product is annotated as gastrula zinc finger protein XlCGF57.1-like. Gene Ontology annotation, biological process: regulation of transcription by RNA polymerase II. The transcript is spliced from 4 exons. Gene Ontology annotation, molecular function: RNA polymerase II cis-regulatory region sequence-specific DNA binding; DNA-binding transcription repressor activity, RNA polymerase II-specific. Bases 240 to 2060 code for a protein of 606 amino acids. Lineage: Eukaryota; Metazoa; Chordata; Actinopteri; Syngnathiformes; Syngnathidae. Gene Ontology annotation, cellular component: nucleoplasm. The record is from RefSeq and is a predicted model, not a curated record.